CCAAAUAGACCCGAAACCCAAAACCCCUGUACGCUAAACCCCAUUACGAGUCGUAGGGAGGGAGGGACACAGACAAAACAAUCAUGGCGCAAUGGUGGCGCUCCGCCGCCGGCCACUACCGAACUAUGGCAGCGAGCCGUUGUUCGUCGUCUGCUUUCCGGUGCAGCCAUUACCAUACGAUCCAAGCCAUUCCAAGGGAGUGCACAGGCAGCAAAGUCUCAGCGAGAGACCGAGGGCAAGGUCGAAUACCCGCCGUCCUUUUCUCCCAGAACCUUCUGGAGAAAAAUCCCGACAAUCGAUCGGAAUCGAAGAAGUACUUGCUAACCGUCGAGAAGAAGCAGAUUAAGGCCAUUCUUAACUCCGUCGACGCUCCUACCUUCUGCUCCACCCGCUUCCAGCUCCAGAUCCGUGCGGGAUCCGGGUCCUCUCAUUUGGUCGAAUCCGGAACCGUUUUACCUAUCAAGAUUCAUAGGGACGAAGAGAGUGGGCAGAUUCUUAAUUUGGUGUUUGUUUGGGCUGAGGAAGGAAUGAAUUUGAAAGUGGAUGUGCCUAUUAUUUUCAAAGGGGAAGAUGUUUGUCCUGGUAUUCAGAAAGGAGGAAUUUUGAACAAAAUCAGACCUAGUUUAAAAUAUCUUGGCCCAUCUGAGCACAUUCCUUCAAAAAUUGUUGUGGAUGUGAGCAAUCUAGAUAUUGAAGAUAGAAUAUUCAUGCGUGACAUUGAGGUUCAUCCAUCCUUGAAGCUUCUCAGCAAGAAUGAAAACAUGCCCAUAUGUAAAGUAGUUCCAACAAGCUUGGGAAACAGAGAACCUAUUGUGGAGUGAUCAGUGAAGAUGAAUACAAGCACAUUUGGAAAAAUGGAGAUGACAUUCGAUUUCCAAAUAAGCAGAACUAACAUCUUAGUUUGGUGAUGUUUUCAAGCAUUAACGAGUACAAGCACCUAAGAUAUUAGAACUAUUUUGUAUGUUGGACGAAAUUGACGUUUCAAUAUAUUGACUGUUUAUUUCUAAUGGA
Vigna unguiculata (cowpea) is the source of this 1011-nucleotide messenger RNA. RefSeq names its product Ribosomal protein L25/Gln-tRNA synthetase, anti-codon-binding domain-containing protein. Gene Ontology annotation, molecular function: structural constituent of ribosome; 5S rRNA binding. Gene Ontology annotation, biological process: translation. Gene Ontology annotation, cellular component: ribosome; cytosolic large ribosomal subunit. The record is from RefSeq and is a predicted model, not a curated record. Lineage: Eukaryota; Viridiplantae; Streptophyta; Magnoliopsida; Fabales; Fabaceae.